Messenger RNA from Anthostomella pinea, 306 nucleotides. Lineage: Eukaryota; Fungi; Ascomycota; Sordariomycetes; Xylariales; Xylariaceae. The record is from the annotation of a GenBank genome assembly.
AUGGCGCUGGACGAAAAGUACAGCCAAAACAGUUCACCUUUCCCGAACGCCCUCGUCACGGUGCACAACGAUGUUGCCAUUGGUCUUGGCUCAGAGUCCGAGAUCACUGAUGACCCCUACAAGGAGCCUGGAUCAUCGGAAGAUGAAGACAACACCACGACUGGAGGUACAAAGCGUGGUAGAGAUGAGGACGAUGAGGAUGACUUGGAACUUGGCAACAAGCGCCGCAAGACGGGUUUGGGACAAUGGGCCUAUACCGAGGAAGAGAAGUACCUGGAAAAGGGUGUCCGAAAGAUGGGCAGGUGA